Messenger RNA from Penicillium cosmopolitanum, 2697 nucleotides. RefSeq names its product ankyrin repeat domain-containing protein. Lineage: Eukaryota; Fungi; Ascomycota; Eurotiomycetes; Eurotiales; Aspergillaceae. Gene Ontology annotation, molecular function: protein binding. The record is from RefSeq and is a predicted model, not a curated record. The transcript is spliced from 2 exons. The coding region runs from base 1 to 2697 and encodes 898 amino acids.
AUGGUUGACGCCGCCGACAAUGUCCUCCUCUACUACUUUUGCAGUAACCGCGACAAGAAUCGGAACACCGCUUUGACCAUCAUGAGAGGAAUCCUGCAUCAAUGGAUCAACCUCCAUCCGCAUCUGGCUAAAGAAAUUCAAAACUCAUUCAAAGGGGCGGAAACAGCCAAAUAUACGAUUUCCAGUUUUGUCGUGUUGUGGAGGGCUUUCCUGACUCUACUUCAGCAGAGCACGUCUUCCCAGGUAGUCUGUGUUCUGGACGGCCUGGAUGAAUGCGCAAAAGAAUCACUCAGGCAACUUCUUGAUGCCUUCGAGAAUUACUUUUCGAAGGCUGGGGAAAGGGCAAGGUCACCACUGAAGCUCAUCAUCCUCUCCCGACCUCAGCCGGCUGUGUUGGAGAGCAAACUCGGUCAAUCUUUGCAGAUUCAGUUAGACACCUCCGACACGGAAAUUUCGAAUGAUGUCGAGAGAUACAUAUUUGCUAAAGUUGCCGAACUGGCAUCUGAGCAAAAACUUUCCGAAGAGAUGGUCACGCGGAUUCAGCAGACCUUGCUGGCUGGCGCCGAUGGGACUUUUCUGUGGGUUGGAUUCGUUGCCAAUGAGCUUCAGGGCAGGAGUUGGAGCAAAAUCGAUGAAGUUCUCCGCCAUGUUCCUAAAGGCCUGGGUGGGAUUUAUCAGCGACUUCUUCAGCAGAUCGGCGACAAGGAAGCCUUGGUCCCCAUUCUUUCAUGGGUCGCUCUCGCUGCGCGGCCGCUCACACUGGAAGAAUUGACCGUGGCUGCUGGGAUCAAGAGGACUGGUACUCUUCCAGCAACGCAAGUCACCAAGAAUCGUCUUAGUAUUGGCGGGUUGCUUGUGAAGGUCAAAAGAGAUGUCGUAAACUUGGUUCACGAGUCGGCAAAGGAGUUUUUUCAGAGCGAUCAAGUCAACAUCAAAGGGAUUAAAAUGUUCCAUAUGGGCCAGGAUACUCACAGGACUCUCAUGCAGACCUGUUUAGCACAUGUUGAACGCGAAUACGGAAAUCCUGCAAGGGUUCACGAAAUGUCUGGCCAUGAUCCCUUCUUAUCUUAUGCCAGCCAAUACUGGCCGGUGCAUUUCCAACAUGCCAUUUAUGUGGCCGAUACACUGUCCGAGCUCUCACGUCCAUUCUUCAAAGUCGAAUCUCCGAUCCGGGACGAAUGGUGGAAAGCCUAUUGGGAGCAGGAGAAGAACGGCGGAAGCCCACCCUCCUUCACACUCUUGCAUUUCGCGGCAUACUUUGGCAACGUACCCUGGGCUAAGCUGUUGAUCAGCAAGCAUGCCCGCCUAAUUUCGCGAAAGGACAACUACGGCCGGACGCCGCUCUCCUGGGCUGUUAACCAAGGCCACCGAGAAAUGGUGGAACUGUUGCUUGACCAUGGUGCGCGUGUCAAUUCCAAAGAUCGAAGCAUGUUGACGGCACUCCAUAUUGCGGUCACCGGGCAGCACCUCGACGUUGUGCCUGUGCUGCUCGAACACGGCGCUCAUCUUGAGGCCAAGGCGGAGCAUGGCGACACAGACACGCCGUUGGUGCGAGCCAUUCUGGCGAAUUCGAGGGAAAUGACGCAGGAAUUAAUUGAGCACGGAGCGCGCGUGGACAAAUUACCAGCUCUUCUGGGAGUUACUUUCUUGAAGGGACCUACUGAUCCGGUGGACGAACGGGUGAAAGAGUUACUUGGGCUCCACAAGCAGGUCUUCCUCGCACGCUUCAAGCGUUCGUCGCGAUUUGUCGACCUGGUCAUGAAAGGGCUGGGCCUUUCCAUCCGCUUUCCCCUCAUUCUCGAAUUGAUGUCCUUCUAUCUUAAGUUUGUGACAUUGAACCGUUGGGACAGUCUGUCUGUACUGCAGGAGCUCGUGCAGGAGAACAAAACGGACGAGCUGCGAGAAUGGGCGAAACUGUACCAUGUGUUCUUCUUGGGGCUGGUUGUCGCCAGGGAUCCGAAAAGGCUGAAGGCCAUGGGCGACCUAUCGACGCAGAUCUUGCAGAAGGCUGCACCCAAAGAUCUUCAGGCACUGCUAGCCAUCACGGUCUUCACCGGUAUGGAAACGAAACUCGCGGCUGUCCGACACGGAUGGAGAGAAGGAGAUGCCAUCACAGCUGCGGCAAUUUCAGAUUGGGCUACCAUCGCCUGCGACAGAGACGCAUUGGAAUUCUUUCACUUCGGUAUCCGCGAGUUUUUGGCCGAUUUCGACGGCUCUGUUCGGAAUGGGGAUCAGGAGGAGGACGUAUUUCGGACGACCUUACUCAUGACGGGCCACUCCACCAUGAUCGACAAACAGGAACCAGGGCCGAUCGAAUAUUUCUCCCGAGUCGUCGCAGAGUUCUUCGAAGGAUACAUUGGCAGCAGUUACGAGACUGAAUUGUUCAGCAAUGCGAACCAGGCAUGCGCUAAUGAGCUAGUCGUCAUCAGCCAAAGUCGCGACUCUGCCAGAUUGUGUCUCUUUUUGACCAGCAUUUUCAAGUUCGCUCAGCAGGCCAAUGAGAAGGGUCAGAACCGCUUUCUCAACAUACCGCCGGCAGCAUGCUUGAUCCUCUGCCAGGAGAACGCCACUGCUCACCGAUGGCUGAUUGGUGAGGCCAUCCCGGAGGAAAUAGGGGCGUUGGUUGCCAAGGAACCUCCGGGGUCGCUGCAGAAGCGGGCUUGGGCUUACAGAGACAAAGAGUGGAACAACAUCUGA